Molecule: messenger RNA, 4659 nt
Organism: Drosophila ananassae
Lineage: Eukaryota; Metazoa; Arthropoda; Insecta; Diptera; Drosophilidae
Gene: ckn
Product: caskin-1
Exons: 6
Coding region: 676-3507 (943 amino acids)
Biological process (GO): axonogenesis; cell surface receptor protein tyrosine phosphatase signaling pathway
Cellular component (GO): focal adhesion; axon
Molecular function (GO): protein phosphatase binding; signaling adaptor activity
Source: RefSeq, a predicted model, not a curated record
CUGGCCCCACUAAUUUCAACGCAAACAAAAAUUUCGAGAACAUAGACGCGCUCGGAUGUGUUUCGGAGAAACGGCUGUUGUUUGGAAUUCAUUUCCCCCAAAAAAGCGGCAGUUGUGCUUCAAAAAUUAAAAACGCAAAAUAAAUCAAAAGAGUUGAUCAUCAAUUCAAACAAAUUGAAGAAGAAAAUAUGAAGUGAAAAUGAAGCUGAAGCUAGAAAAAAGUUAUUAAAAAAUGGCGGCGAUGCCAACAAUUAUGAGCACCAACAGCAGAAACAACAACUGCGCAAGAAGCACAGCUUAAAAGAAACCCAAAAGACAACCUUUCGGCGGCUACGAAAUUAAUCUGGUUUUUUAUGUUUCACUCGCGCGCCGCAGACAUAAAAUAAAGACAAACAACCGAGUUGACCUGUGUAUGUGCGUUGUCUCUUGUGUCUUGUUGUGUGUGUUUGUGCCGUUUGUUUGUCCCCGCGCGCUGUUUGUGUGGAAAAUAACAUAAAAAAAAAACGUGAAAUUCAUUAAGCCUGGCACAAUUUUACAUUGUUUACAUUUGGCUCUGUGACCUGUAAUCUGAUUUCUUAAAGAAGAUCCAACAAGUUGGAGGAAUAGCUUUCUUUAAUUGAAAAGAGUCGGACAAGAAGAUACCGCCUCGGCGGCCAGUAGAGGCCCACCAGCAACAUGCAUCGAUCGCUGAAGCCGCAUGCAACCACCGCACAGGCUAAGAAGGUGCAACCGCCAACGAUUCCCGGCGACACGCCACAGGAGCUACUCCAUCACCACCACCAUAAUCAGCAGCCACUGCAGCAGCACCACCACCACCAUCAUCCCAACCACCAGCCACUGAUACCACUCUACCGGCUAAGCGGUCCACUGCGCCAUCACCAGAACCACCAGAACCAGGCGGACGAUGGGAUUAGCAUGAGUGGCAGCAGCAUGGUAUCGUCGCCCUCGCUGGAGGAGGGCGGUUUCAACUUGCCCCGUGAGACGAGUGUGGCUUUGCGCCUCAAGGACGAAGUCCAGGGCUCGCCAGGAGCAGCGCCCUCGGCACCGGGAGCAGUUCCCGGCCCGGCGGUGGGCGGAGGAGGAGGAGGAGCUGCCCCGGCUGGCAAGACGGCAGUGGCCAUGGUGCCGCCGCCACCCGUUUUUUGUGCCACUCUGCGAGAGCCGCUGACCCACAAGGCGGCGGUCUACUACCACCAGCAGCUGGCCCUGCAGGAGGACCAGGGCAUCGAUCUGACCCAGUCCCCGGGCCGGGACUCUCCUGGCUCCUCAUCGGGCUCGGCGGGCUCUGGAUCCCGGCACAGCACCGCCAGUUUGGACUCCGGCCGGGCCUCCUCCUACCUGACGGGCGUGUCGUCGUCGGGUGCCUCCAUUCGGGCGCCCCUCUCCUCGCCGCGCUGCAGCUCCGUCAGCUCCUGUUCCAUUGGGAGCGUGGACCGGCAGCGCAACGAUGAGCUGAUCAUCGACUGGCUGAUGGAGAUGAAGCACGAGGAGUACGCCCAGCUCUUCAUCGCCGCUGGCUACGAUCUGCCGACGAUUGCCAGGAUGACGCCCGAGGAUCUCACGGCCAUUGGCAUCAAGAAUCCGCAUCAUCGGGAGCGGAUUAAGCAGCGUAUCGAUAAGUUGCAAGUUCUGGACAAUCUGCCGCAUUUUGUUCCGGGUUCUAUCGAGGAGUGGCUGCAGCUGUUGCGUCUGGAGGAGUACAUCCAGCCGUUACUGGAGCAGAACUACAAAACGGUGCGCGAUGUUACCCAAGUGACUUGGGAGGAUCUCGAGGACAUUGGCAUUGUCAAGCUGGGCCAUCAGAAGAAGAUACUGCUGGCCAUUAAGCGGGUGAAGGACAUCAUUAGUGGAAAAUGGAAUCCAGGCGGUGCCAAUGCCUAUCAGCAGCAGGAGUACCAGAGGAAGCCAUGGCAAUUCAAUGUGCCCAUACCCAGUACGCCAUCCUAUGUGCCAACCACCCGCGUCUCUUGGGACGACACGAAAAUCUAUGCCACCACCGGCAGUGUCCUUAAUGCCACUGCCCCAGCUGGCAGCAGUUGCCUGAACAGCAGUAUCAGCAGCGGAGGAGGAGGAGGAGGAGACGCCUACUACUGCACGGGCAGCAAUCAUGAGUGCUGCUCCGGCAACGAUGUGGUGCUCAUUAAGGUGCGUCAGCCACGUGGCAAGAGCCUGGAAUCGCUGGAGGACAUCCACGACAACAGCACGCGCAGCCAUCUGACCUUCAGCCAUUACACGACCACGGACUACGGCCACUUCGGGCCGCCCACAACAGCGGCGGCUGCGGCGGCCAUGGCAGCUGCUGCCACUCUGCAACAGCAACACCAUCACCAACAGCUCCUGCAACAACAACAGCAGCAGCAGGCUGCUGCCGCCCGUCUCCUGGGCAGCAAUGCAGCCGCCAUGGCCUGGCGGCGAUCCUACGACGACGGCGACAUAACACCCACCAACGAUGCUACGCGGGAGCUGCUCUACGACCAGGAGGGCGGUGGUACGCUGCCACGCCAGCAGCGGGGCAUCCUGCAGAGGGCUGUGUUGAACACGAUGCCGCCGUUGGAGCACCAUCACUACAUGAAUGCGGCGGCGGCGGCCGAGUACGGAGCAGCCACUGGUGGCGAGGGAGGAGCGAACUAUAUGAGUGGAAGUCCUUUGACUGGGAAGAAGAUAGCGCCAGAGCCACCGCGUCGUCACUGCAGCAUACGCAACUCCCGCACGCUGAGCGGAGAGGGAGUGCCACCGCAGACGCAGCAACAGCCAGGAUCACAGCAGCAGCAGCAGCAACAGCAACAGCAACAGCCGCAACACAUGUUCUAUGGACAUGCGGCGCAACAGCACUGGCAGCAACAGCAGGCAGCUGCGGGCAGCAAUCAGCAGCCCAUUUAUGCGAAUUAUGCCACCAUUCAGCAGACCACGGCGGAGAUACACUGCGAGAAAUACCACGACAAUAAGUCAACUUCCAGCAUUGAUUCCAUUGACACGAUACCGUUCGCCAACGAGAACACCGGAACGAUCAAGCAGCGACUGCUCAACCGGCAGGAGCUGCAGGGCGGAGCGGGCGGUACGGCCAAUCCACAUCCUGCCCCCCACCUGCACUCCUCCAGCUCGAGCUCCAGCUCCUCCUCCACGAACACAAUCGCCAAUAUAGCGCACUCAUUCCACUCGCUGAAAUCUUCCAGCUCGCUGCACGACGCCACUUUGGCGCGCAGCGAGAGCAUGGGCAGUACGGCUAGUGGCGGGAGUGCUCUCCACCUGCGCUCCCCCACGCUGGAUGUGUCUGCUGCUGCUGCUGCUGCUGCUGCUGGAGGAUCAACGGGGGCUCCCAUCGCCGAGACGUCGUUGACAUCUCCGGAUGCAGCCACUCCGAAUGUUGCUUUAAAUACGGGCGUGCCGCCAAAAGUGUCGGUGAAUGUGCUGAACGACAUCGGCAACAUGCUGGCCAAUCUCACGGAUGAGCUGGACGCCAUGCUCGAGGAGGAGAAGCGUGUGGGUCUCAAUAUCGACAGUGAAUGAGGAGGACAGUCUCCGCCAGUCUCCGACUCAACCAACAAACCAACACUCUCUCCAAUCAAACAACAAAAAUCGUAGUGUAGCUGAAUUUUGUGGUAGAACUUGUGGUGUGUCUUGUAAUGUUUUAUGUACUUUAACUUAAGUUGAUCUUGUUUUUACAUUUUUUUGUUCCAACUGCAUAGGAAGAAGCCUUAUUUUUUAAUCCUUUUUUGAAGUUAUAUUUUAUUUUUUGUCAAAUACACGAUGUGUAGUAAAAAAAAACAAAAGGUAAACUAAAAACUGAAAAGCUUUCGAAGAACCAUGUAUACUUUUGUACUUUUCCUAAAACUCUCGUCCCAUUCCCAAAAAAAAAAUAUAAGUGUUACAAAAUAAACAAACAAAUAACCAACCAACUAAAGCGAUGAAAUGAAGCGCAAGAUGCAAGUAUGCAUAGUUAUUAUAUAGCAUAAAAUAUAUAUAAUUCGAUAUAUAAAUAAAUAUUUAAACAAAAUCAUUUAUAUGGACAAGUAUUUAGUGGUUCGAUACUAAACAAAACAAAUAAAAAUGGAAAUCGAAAAAGGAACAUCACGGCACACUCUUAAAGACAACAAGAUCAGAGAACAACUACUAUCUUUCAGACAAUUUCAAAUUGCAUUUAUGAAUUACUUAAAACCUUAUUUGUACUUUACCAGUUUUUAGAUUCUGCCCGCACAGACAUUUUUCUGUUUGUUAUGAUUAGAACUAAAUUCAAACUAUAUGAAAUGAAUGUAUAAUUAAGUGUUAUUCCAUACAAAGUAAAGAAAGAUGCAUUAUAUAAAAUAUAUAUAUAUAUAUAAAAUAAUUAUGAUUAAAAGAUCAUGAAUGCUGAACAAGAUACAGAAUUCCGAGGUAUACAUUAACAUUGCCUUCUUCUUUAUAAUUUAAAUAAAUAAAAACAUUUUUUAGUAUGAAAUGUACCUUAUGAGUUGUGAUUACGUUUCGGUUCUCUGUUAUUUGCGCUCAGUUGAUAUUGGUUCGGUGCGCAUAUCAUUAGUGGAAAUUUUGAGUAUUCGAUUUAUAAACGCAUAUAAACAAAAUUAAAUAAAUUUAAAUCACAAACAUGUAAAGCACAUAAUGGGCAAAUACAGAAAUGAACAAAAACAAUAACAAAUAAAGUAAAAUUUCAUAGUAAAUGAA